This is a messenger RNA of Uloborus diversus, 6141 nucleotides long. RefSeq names its product microtubule-associated serine/threonine-protein kinase 3-like (gene dop). The transcript has 27 exons. Bases 160 to 6141 code for a protein of 1993 amino acids. NCBI's taxonomy places the organism in Eukaryota, Metazoa, Arthropoda, Arachnida, Araneae, Uloboridae. Gene Ontology annotation, biological process: peptidyl-serine phosphorylation; intracellular signal transduction. Gene Ontology annotation, molecular function: magnesium ion binding; ATP binding; protein binding. The record is from RefSeq and is a predicted model, not a curated record.
AGUGCGAUUCUUAAUUUUUCUGCUAACAAUGUAGCGAGAAAUAUGGUAAAUUAUGUUUGGAAAAUGAGGAUGUUAUCCUCAUUUGAGUGUUGGGUGGAGAAUCAGAUGUUCAUGGUCUCAAAGUUUUCUUCUUGGCCUGUUAACCUUAUUGUAUAAGACAUGUGUGAGAAGGAGCACACACAGUGGCGCCAUUCGCGGAGAGAAGCGUUCACAAACCGAUCUUCAUCUGCUCCUCAGUCUCGCCAAGGAGCUACUCCUCAGAGAUGGCGUGAUGUACCAUGUCCUACCGUCGGGUCUUUUAUGGUUUCUAAUCGUUUCGAAGAAGUACUGAUGGGAGUUGUUCCUUCUGAUUUACCUCUGAAUCAGUUUUGUUCUUUAACUGAUGAAGAUCUUAGGACAAAAUUCAAUGUGGAUGAUCCUGAAAAGGUGAAGAAAGUGAUGACAGUUGUCCAGCUUGCUAAGGAAUUCGAAAACACAUGCCAUGUGGAAAGGACUGCAUCUUCUCCUGCAAUCUCUCCCAAGCCCUGCGAGUUUGACGACUUGCUAUCUCUUUUCCCCCGAAAACCUCGACCUAUUGCCCGUCAAAUUUCAGAGGAUGUCCGUUAUCGAAGAGAGAGCUUCACUUCCAGUCCCCAUUCACAACAAUCUCCUAGCCAGGCUGAACCAUCCAACUUAUUAAGAAUGAGAGCUUCAAUAAUGGGACAGUCUGCUCCGUCUUUGUCUGCUAGCAUGAAAGACCUUGGUGCUUCUCGAAGAGGAAGGUCAGCACGCAAGAGCUUUAUAUGUAAUACCUCUCCUACACUGCCACGUUGUCAUUCUCCUGUUUUACAAGCUGCACAUGUUGAUACACUAAGAACGGUUCCAUCUGUCCAACACUCCAUUUCUGCCUCAGUGAAACGUGUGGAUGGUCGCCGAUGGUCUUUGGCAUCCUUACCAUCAUCAGGCUAUGGAACAAAUACCCCUGGAAGCUCAAAUGUUUCUUCACAAUGUUCCUCUCAAGAGAAGUUGCACAUGUUAGCUUAUGGUCCUGUAGAUGAAGCACACUCUCAUACACAUUUUAGCAGUAAUGAAAGUAAUCCUGGUCUUGAGGAAGAUGGCCGACAUUCACCUAUUGUACGUCCAAGAUCUCGUAGUCUGAGCCUCGCCUGGUUGUGUCUUGCACCUUUAGACCCUUUGCGCUCUCCUGGUGUGGAUAGUGAAGUUGUUGCCAUGAAUAAUGUUUAUAAGGAAAGAUUUCCCAAAGCAACUCAUCAAAUGGAAGAAAAGCUGCAGCAGUUUUUGAAUGAGCAUUUAAGCUAUGACCAUAGUGAUUCAUUGGAUGCAGUAGCUCGCUUUGUUCAUCACCAAGUUAUUCAAAUGGCUCAGGAUUGCUUGUCUCAGUCACAAAACCAAUUAAUAACAUCACAUUACUUUUUCGAGAUGUCUGAAAAUCUGGAAAGGCUUCUAAUUGAGUGUCAAGAAAAGUCUCCUGAAGCUGCUCAAUAUUUAAAAGGAUUGAUAAAGAAACUACUAGUCAUAAUCUCCCGUCCUGCACGACUUCUUGAAUGUUUAGAGUUUGAUCCUGAAGAAUUUUACCGGCUUCUGGAAGCUGCUGAAGGGCAAGCUAAGGUUCAACAAGGCGUUACAUCAGAUAUCCCAAAGUACAUUAUAAGCAAACUAGGUUUAAACAGAGAUCCAUUAGCAGAAUUGAGCCGUGAUUUAUCGAGUGACUUCGAGCAAGUGGACCAAAUUGAUUAUUCUCAGAAGACUGGAAGAGAUCUCUUUCCAAAAUCCAAGCCUCCAAGUGAAAGUGAUUUUGAAACCGUCAAAUUAAUUAGCAAUGGAGCUUAUGGUGCUGUGUAUUUAGUUCGACAUAUAAAAUCCAGAUUACGAUUUGCAAUGAAAAAAAUCACCAAGCACAACCUUGUUCUUCGAAAUCAAGUUGAGCAAGUGUAUGCUGAAAGAGACAUUAUGAGUUUUACAGACAAUCCAUUUGUGGUUAGCAUGCUUUGCAGUUUUGAAACAAAGAAACAUCUGUGUAUGGUGAUGGAAUAUGUGGAAGGUGGGGACUGUGCCACUUUGUUGAAAAAUAUGGGACCAUUACCUGUAGAUUUAGCUCGGUUUUAUUUUGCCGAAACUGUGCUAGCAGUUGAAUAUUUGCAUAGCUAUGGUAUUGUUCAUCGAGAUUUAAAGCCUGAUAACUUGUUGAUUACCUCAAUGGGCCAUAUCAAACUCACUGAUUUUGGUUUGUCUAAAGUUGGAUUGAUGAACUUGGCUACAAAUUUGUAUGAGGGUUAUGUUGACAGAGAAACUAAACAAUUUACUGAUAAGCAAGUAUAUGGUACUCCUGAGUACAUAGCACCUGAAGUAAUAUUAAGGCAAGGCUAUGGUAAACCCGUUGAUUGGUGGUCAAUGGGAAUCAUUCUGUAUGAGUUUUUGGUUGGUUGUGUUCCUUUUUUUGGUGAAACUCCUGAAGAACUUUUCGCUCAUGUUAUAAAUGAUGAGAUCGAAUGGCCAGCUGAAAAUGAGUGGCCUGCAACUGAAGAUGCCAAAGAACUUAUUUCUCUCCUCCUCCAACAAAGUCCAAUGGAUCGCUUAGGGACUGGUGGAGCACAAGAAGUAAAAGAGCAUCAGUUUUUUGAUGAAAUAAAUUGGAAUGCACUGUUACGCCAGAAAGCAGAAUUUGUUCCACAGCUUGAUUCAGAAGAUGAUACUAGCUACUUUGAUACUCGUACGGAUAGAUAUAGUCAUGAAGUUGAUGAUUCAGAAGAUAUGGAUGAUGCAGAUGAUAGUUCAUUGUUUAGUAGUUUUUCAUCAUGCUCCCCUAGAUUCCGAAAAGUCUAUUCUCGUGUUGAAAAAGAAUUGGAAGAAGAGCAUAUGUUACAGCAUUCUAAAGAGGAAUAUCGGAAAUCUUUCAGCAGAUCGGAUUCUAAUAAUUCUGAUCAUUCAGAAAGUCCUAAUUCCUUAAUGGGUAGCUUAGCCGAGACUCCAGAAGAUAUGGGUUCAAAAGAUGUAUUUUUACCUUUUGAUGUAAAUGGAAAGUCUUUGUCAACCAGCAUGCUGAAUUUAGACAGUGAGAAGCCAUUUUCAAAGUUUUCUCAUCUCAUUCCUAAGGAAAGUUUGCCAAGGUUUUCAAUCAGUUCAGAGUGUGAUGUAAUGCCUGAGGAUCACAAGGAAUUAUCUCCUGUAGAAGAAACAGAUGCUAAAGUCUCGCCGCAAGCCAACCAGCCUCCUACUUCUAGUCGCAUGAGCGUUUCACCUGCUUCUCCAAUGACUAAGCAGAGUACACGAUCUGUAAUUAAAUCUGCUUCUGUGUCUGGCUUAUCUCUGAUCAUCCCAGCAGAUGAAUUCGGCCCUCCUCCAAUUGGUUCUCCCGGUGGUUCCAGCACGAGUUCCCGUGAUGCAUCCCCUAGCAGGGAAUUAAGUCCACUUGUUGCUCAGUUGAAACCUCCAAUAAUUAUAAGAAAAGGGGCAAGAGGUUAUGGUUUUACUAUUAGAGCCAUCCGAGUUUAUUAUGGUGAUUCUGAUGUUUAUACAGUUCAUCAUUUAAUAAUGGCAGUUGAAAGCAACAGCCCUGCUUUUGAAUCUGGAUUGAGACCUGGAGAUUUAAUUACACAUAUCAAUGGAGAACCCAUUCAAGGGCUUUUGCAUCAUCAAGUUUUACAUCUCAUUUUAUCAGGAGGGGAUCGUAUAAAUAUCCGAACUAUCCCACUUGAUAAUACAACCAUCAAAUCGGGUGGGCGUAAAAGAAAUCCAACGGCCAUAAAAAUGGCCCGAAGACCUUACUCUUGUCGACGCAAAUCUGCUCAAGUGAAAAGAGACACCAACUCUGAUAAGAAGCGCAGAGCAUCUUUGCUCAGACGCUUGAGCAGUAAGCGAGCAAGUGCCGAGUUGCAUCACUCUGUUUCAAGUUCUUCUCCUGUUUUAACUCCUAGUCGCAGCUUCCAGUCUCUCACACGAACUUUAAAUGACAGCUUACCUGCUUCGCCUACUCGUACAAAAAGCCCCAGAUCGCCGCCCACUACUAGACUUUGUUCACAGUCGGAUUCUCCUCAUUCCACUGGAAAUUCAUCUCAGAGCAGUUCUCCUAGUUCAAGUGUGCCCAACUCUCCAGCAAGCUCAACUCAUCUUCCUCACUUUCCUCGCCCAAGCUCUCUUCAUGGUCUUAAACAUAAGCUGACACAAUCAUUCCAUUCUCCUAGGAGAAAAUCUGUUGGUCACAUCCCUCUUUCACCAUUGGCUCGUACUCCCUCACCUUCACCAAUAACUUCUACUUCUCCGACUAGGUCACCAUCUCCUCUUGCAUUCCCCAUUGGUCAUCAUCCAUCAAAUCCUCAACUUGCACAGACGCUUAAAUCAACCUCAGUAUUACCACUUUCUGCUACCAUCUGUUCAUCUGCCAAAAAAUCUUUUAUGAGGCCAAAAAGUGCUGAGCCAAGUUCUCCACUUUUGAGGAGGGCUUUAUCUCCCGAUCGUCUUCAUCCCAAAUCUGCUGAAGUCAAAGUAAAACGUGAAUCUUUUUCAGGACAAGCCUCUCCCCUUGCUUUGGCUUCAUCUCCGUCACCCCGUUCUCAGUACUUGUCUCAUAGUGCAUCGUCUAAAUUGUGUCUGAUGUCUCAAAGAUCUACGCCCUAUGGCUCUUCUGAAGGUGUUGGGAAAAGCCUUAAUGAUUUGUCAGAUGCAUCAGCUGAAAAUUAUGCAUUUCAAGAGUAUGAUAAUAGCUGUACAACUCCAAAAUCUAGACUGGAAGGCAGGAUAAGCCGAUCAACUGUUUCACAGUUGCGUAAGAGAGGUGACAAGUCUGUUAAAUCUUUGCUGACGCAGCAGUUAUUUGCUGCUGAAGAGCAAGAAUCUCAUAAAGAAGGGACUUCAACUGUGAGUGAUAACACAAGCAGCACUCUAAAAACUUUAUCAUCUACUCCUGAUAUUGAAAUUACAAGUUGCUCCAUGACAGCUGAUUUAGAGCAUGUUCAUUCUCAGAAAGUCUCUGAAUGCGAUGUUUCGUGUUUGAAAAGAGUAAGGAGCGAGUCUGCUCCAGUUCCAGUUUCGGAAUUUUUCUCAAUUGUAAAUAACACCGGUGAAUCUGCAACAAUUCCAGAAAAAGAAUCUUCAAAGAAAGAUGAUGUUUCAGAAGCUGAGAGUUCUUUUAAAAAGUGCUCAGGCAGUGUAAUAGAUGCUGGAAAUGUUAAAACUUUGUCAAGUGAGAAGGAACGUCCUACUGUGGGAUCUAAUCAGUCUGACUUUAAAACUGUAAAUAAAUCUGAAAAAUCUCCAAAAGAAGCAAUUCUAAUUUCAGUUGAUAAGGAAAAAAGUGAAAAACAUUUCAGUGCUAUCAAAACUCAAAUUACAGAAACUAUCGUAGAGAAUCUAAGCGAAAAAAUAACAGUAGAGAAACCUAAGCAAUCUGCUGAAAAACCUGUAAACAGUGAUAAAUCUCAUUUGUCUGGUGUUAACCUGCCUAAAGAAGAUGUUAGUAACGCAAAAAAUAAGUGUAGUGUCUCGUCAAACAUUCAGAAAAUGGGUGAAGAAACAAAUAUAACUAAGUCCAAAAUCAAUAUAUCGUCUUCAAACAUAAUUCAAACUACUAUUAAAGAAGAAUCAAUCAAGUCUAAAGAAAAAAUGCCAUUUUCACCUGCAGGUGUCCCAAAGUGUUCCAACGAACAAGCAAAUAAAGCCAAAGAAAAGGCUGCAUCAGUUGCAAGUAUUCACACAAAUCCUCAAGAAGAAGUAACUAAGCCUAAAGAAAAGAAUCCUGCACUGUUGGGUACUAUUCAGUUGAAAAACGAGGAAGAAAUUGUCAAAAAAGAGAACUCUACCAUCAGUGAUAAACCUACUGUUUUAACUUCAAGUGUUCAACUGACAGCUGAAGAGUCGAGCAAAAUGAAAGACAGAAAAAGUGUUUCCUCAUCAGUAAGUAGUCCAUCAUGCUCCAGUGAUGAAAUAAAAAGAACUCUAACAAAAAAGGGUUGUUCGGAUAAAUCUUCAGGUGCUUCAGAUAGCUCCAAGAAAACUGAAGAAAAAGGCAAGACUUUUGUGUCAUCUGUUGAAAUAAAGCUGUCCAAGACAAAAUCAGAUUCAAAAUCUGAGGCUAAAUUUGUUGAUUCUAAAAAAGAGCAUAAAACAGAUCAUUCGAAAAAAGCAACUGAUAAUAAGAAAUCUUAA